Capsicum annuum is the source of this 3066-nucleotide messenger RNA. RefSeq names its product putative E3 ubiquitin-protein ligase RF298. The record is from RefSeq and is a predicted model, not a curated record. Bases 361 to 2757 code for a protein of 798 amino acids. The transcript is spliced from 4 exons. Lineage: Eukaryota; Viridiplantae; Streptophyta; Magnoliopsida; Solanales; Solanaceae.
CUUUGGAUGAGUUAGAAUUAAAUACAGAUGUACCUAACCCUGGUCAUAUUCAAGCAAGUGUUAGAACAGGGCUAACCCAUGUUUAGUCAGUGAGCCUAUAUAAGGAAACCAAACUUCAGUGUUUAGCAGCAGAAGCAAAAAACACUACUUAGAGCUGGUGUGAAAAUAGUGUAAGAAAUGCAAGAAAUGGGGUUCACUCUUGCUUGAUUUUGGCUUUAAAAACCGUUUUAAAAAAAUUAAGUUUUUGAGUGAUUUCUGGGAAGCUGGUUUACUGUGACUCAGAGGACCGGAAACUGUUGCUAAACACUUGACUGAUCAAACUACAGCAGUAUUAUAACUCUCAUAGAAAACAUAAUCAACAUGGCUGAUGAUGCCAAUGGAAACUGGUCGGUGGUUUCAGACCAGGAAAAAGGGAGCAGGAACAAGAGGAAGUUUGAGUUUCCUCUAGAAACUCCUACUGAUUCACCUGCGCUAUCUCUUACUGAGUUUCCAAGAUACGAAUUAUUAGAGGAAGUGCUGAACGAUGACACUCUUAUUGAGUUUGAGCCAUUGACGGACAGGCAUCCUCAAUAUAAUGAGGAACCACUGGAAAGUUUAACAGAUGCAGAUUGGGAGGAUUCCAUAAGUUGGGAACUUCUGGAACUUUUACAUCAAGAUUUGUUCACAAUUUUCCAGAGCGCUGUCAAGAGGAUUUCUGAGAGUGGAUACAGUGAGGAAACUGCUGUACGGGUUAUCUUGAGAAGUGGCCUUUAUCAUGGCAACAAAGAUGCCGUAUCAAAUAUUGUUGAUGGUGCUUUAGCUUUACUGUCUAGUGGAAAGGGACUCGAUACAGGUAGACAUCUUGUAUUUGCAGAUUUACGUAGCCUGGUAGACUACACAUUGCUGGAGAUGAUAGGUGUGCUGAGGGCGGUUAAGCCAGUUUUGACAGUUGCAGAAGCAAUGUGGUGGCUGCUAAUGUUGGACUUGAACCUGGUACAUGCAUGUACUGUGGGAAGCGAUCUUCUGGAUGAGUUAUGCAAUCAAGAAAGUCCAGGCAAUAGCUCAUCUGCUCUGGAACUUUCCCAAUCAAAGACUGGAGCUUCUGGCAAUACUCAGUUAAACCCGGAUAACCAACAGUUGUCAAAAAAUUCUACAGAAAUUGCUCAAACCUUGCAGUCCAAAGUUCCUGUCGCUAGUGCAGCCCCUGAAGAAAGUAAGUCUAAAAAUUUACAUGUUCAACCAGCGGCACAAGGAAAAGGAAGUUCCGUACCUCUUCCAGAAGCAGAGGCUAAAUUGAAAGCGGCAGUUUUAGAAGACAAAUCGGGGGCUGGUCGAAAGGUGCUAAAUUCCAGGAAGGAUUUGUUUGGGCGCAGGAAUCAGUAUGAGAGGAACUGCAGAUGCCGGACGAAGAAAAUUAAGGCAAAUAUCACUGCCUUGGGCAGUAUGGUUUUGGACAAGACAGUGAACUCAUCUGCUUCUUCUGGUGCAACAAAGAAGGGUUCUCACUCUAAGGUAAAUACUUUAGUCAAAAGCAAUAAAGCUUUAGCAAAAGCAAGUUCUGAUAGUCCGUGCUCUUCCUCAUCCAUUGCACCUUCAACUGACACCUCUAGCCUGCCACCUGCAGAAGAUAACAUAAACAAAAAGGAUCCCGAUUCAUCAGCCAUGGAGCCUAAGUCUAGUAUAAAGGCCCACAGCACAAUUAUUUCUUCUGCAGUACCAGAUUAUUGUACUGGUAUCCCAUAUGAUGAGUCUCUGGGGAAAUAUGUCCCUCAAGAUGGCAGAGAUGAAGAUAUAUUGGUGCUUGUUCCCCGUUUGAAGACAUUGCAGAAAGAGCUCCAAGGGUGGUCUGAUUGGGCAAAUGAGAAGGUAAUGCAGGCUACUCGGAGGCUUGGUAAGAACCAGGCUGAACUUAAAAUGUUGAGGCAAGAGAAAAAAGAUGUUGAGAAAGUUCACAAGGAAAAGCAAAUCCUGGAGGAAAACACCAUGAAGAGGCUUAUGGAGAUGGAGCAAGUGUUGGUAAAUACCAAUUACCAGAUUGAGACAGCUAAUUCUGAUGUUAGCAGGUUGGGGGAGGAGAGUGGUGUACUAAAGAAGGAGAUGGAGACCUUAAAGCUCUGUGCCAAAAUCUCUGCUAUAAGCAUGGAUAACGCUUUAGCAAAGGAGCUGGAGACAGUGAAGAAGUGUCAAGCAGCGGAGGUGGAGAAACACUUAUUGCAGGAGCAGUUGUCUACUCUCAAGCAAGAAUCAGCUGAUUCACAGCCGCAACAAGGGAAAGCCAAGAAGCGCUUAGACCAGUUUGAGGUUCUACGGAAGCAGGAGGAAAAGGUGAAACAAAGGUUUCUGCAGCAAGCUGCUUCUUUGAAAGCUAAAAGGGAACAACUCGUUGCUCAGGGAAAACUAGAGGAAGAUAAUUUGAGAGAGCCAGCAAAGAGAAACUUGCAAAACUGUAAAGAAGAUAUCCAAAAGCUUGAGAGUGAAAUCUCUCAGUUGAGGUUGCAGUCUGAACGUUCAGAAAUAGAGGCACUUAAACGAGGCACCCCUCAAAUGAGAAAGGGUUUAGCAGCCUAUGAAGGAAGUUCUGGCUCUGCUGUUUUAAAGAUGGAGAGGGAGUGUGUUAUGUGCAUGAGUGAGCCGAAAUCAGUGCUUUUUCUCCCGUGUUCACAUCAAGUCCUUUGUGCUGAUUGCAGCAUGCGCCUUCAGAAGAAAGGAAUGGUCGAAUGCCCUUCUUGUAGGACACCAAUCAAGCAGCGGAUCCAUGUCCGCUUUCCUGAUUCUUAAUUGUUAGCAACUUCAGAACAAUGGCAGGGAAAAGGAGCUGGUCAUUGUUUUUUCAGAAAUAGUCUGUCCUUUUUUAGGCCUUUCUUUCAUAGCAUAAGUGUAAUAGUUGAUAGGAAAUGGGAAAAGGUGGUAUAGAUAUGUAGAAAUUACUGUGAAAAGAGAGAGAAAGAGGGAGGGAGGGGGUGCUUAUUGGUUAUUGUAAAUCCUUAGUUGGAACUUUGAGGGUUUAAUACAAAAAAUGUUGUUCAAUGUGCUUAAAAAGAAAAACUUUAGUUUUGUAGAUACCUUGUUAAAUUUUAUCUUCCUCAA